GACGCUGAAGCAUUGCGUCACGUGCGGAAGAUUCAAUACGGUACCGUUCAAGUACCCAAACAUGGGUCCUCUGCCUACUGUACGUGUCACACAAUCACCUCCAUUUGCGCAAACAGCUGUUGUUUUCAUGGGACCAAUCACGGUGAAAUCUAUAUCAGGAGAAGAUUUCAAACUAAUAGGAGUACCAGUGAAAAUAAUCAGCGAUAACGGCACCAACUUUCGGCUGACUGAACAUAUUCUGUCCCAGAAUGCAACAAUGAUGAAGAUCCUCACUUGUCUCUAUUUCUCGCAGAGCAUCGAAUAA
Molecule: messenger RNA, 304 nt
Organism: Haemonchus placei
Lineage: Eukaryota; Metazoa; Nematoda; Chromadorea; Rhabditida; Trichostrongylidae
Source: the annotation of a GenBank genome assembly